UUAGGAAUUUUAAAAUGAGGGUUUUUGGACCCAAAUCUCUCAAAUAAAAAUCCAAGUAUUUAAUUUGUAGGAUUUGUGUCAAAUUAUUCUUUUAUUUAUGUAUGCAGGUUUUUAAUUAAAAACUCACAUUUAACCAAAAUUUCAUAAUUGUCCUUCACCUUCACCAAUUCAUCGCUUACUUUUAUUCUAACCUAAACCCAUCGAGAAUUGCAGUCGUUGCCUCAAUGCCUUUUCAACCUUCACCUGUCGCCUUCUGCAUCUGCUCCGCUGAUCUCGUCCACAUUCAAGGACCCAGUGCUUCUUUAUCCACAUGCAAUCACAAGCUCUCAUCGCAUCUUCUUCCAUCUACAAUCGCCGCCAUCUCGGACGACAAUCGAAGGUCUUUUCCGACGAUCAGUGGCAGGGAUUGGAGGUGAGGAUGGGUCGUCUCCAGAUCGGAGGUAUCGUCAUCAAUGUCUCUUCUCCUUUCUCCUCUUCUUGGAAACGAUAUCCGCAGAUGGAUGGAAAGACGACGGGAUCUCUCCUCUGCCGCUAGAAGUUCGUUCGGCACAAAUCUUAACCUUAUGCCAUUGUUUUCCCAAACCCUAACCCAGAAAUUCGCGUCGGUGACUUCCUCAUCUUUCCAUUGUCUGAUUUCUGUCGUCGACUACCCUAACCCAUAACCCACGGCGGGAUCGUCGCGGAGAUACCAUGACGGAGGGAAUGAAGAUUGGCAAAGAAAAGAGAGAUCAGACGUUGAGAAUGGAGGGUAAGAUGGAAUUUAAUAAAAUAAGAAGGGAUAG
Linum trigynum is the source of this 782-nucleotide messenger RNA. The record is from the annotation of a GenBank genome assembly. Lineage: Eukaryota; Viridiplantae; Streptophyta; Magnoliopsida; Malpighiales; Linaceae.